AGUGGGACAGCGUCAUAAAUUUGGAAUGCUGAAGGGAAAAUUAUAGAUUUUGAUACUGAAGGAAAUGAAGCGAAGCCUAAGUGAAAAUUCAGCUCGAAGUACAGCAGGCUGUUUGCCUGUUCCAUUGUUCAAUCAGAAAAAGAGGAACCGACAGCCAUUAACUUCCAAUCCACUUAAAGAUGAUCCAGGUAUCAGUACUCCUUCUGACAAUUUUGACUUUCCUCCUCUACCUGCAGAUUGGGCCUGGGAAGCUAUGAAUCCAGAGUUGGCUCCUGUCAUAAAAACAAUGGACACUGGGAAAAUACCACAUUCAGUUUCUCGUCCUCUGAGAAGUCAAGAUUCUGUCUUUAAUUCUAUUCAAUCAAAAUCUGAAAGAAGCCAGAGUGGUUGGAGCUACAAAGAUGGCAACAAAACUACCAGCUUGAAAACUUGGAAUAAAAAUGAUUUUAGGCCUCAAUGUAAACGAACAAACUUAGUGGCAAAUGAUGGAAAAAGUUCCUGUCCAGUGAGUUUGGGAGCUCCGCAACAAAAACAAUUAAGAGUACCUGAACCUCCUAACUUAUCUUGCAACAAAGAAAACGAGCUACCUAGACAAACACAUUCAUCAAAAAUAUUUGGUUCCACAAUGAGAGGGCUAGACAAAAGCAGUGCAUUACAGACAUUUAAGCCCAAUUUUCAACAAAAUCAAUAUAAGAAACAAAUGUUGGGUGAUUUUCCAGAAGAAAACACUCUGAAGGAAACCUCAUUGUAUCAGGUACAGUUUAAGGAAAAAGACAAUUCUUUAAGAAUUAUUUCUGCAGUUAUUGAAAGCAUGAAGUAUUGGCGUGAACAUGCACAGAAAACUGUACUUCUUUUUGAAGUAUUAGCUGUUCUUGAUUCGGCUGUUACACCUGGCCCAUAUUAUUCAAAGACUUUUCUUCUGAGGGAUGGGAAAAAUACUCUGCCUUGUGUAUUUUAUGAAAUUGAUCGUGAACUUCCAAGACUGAUUAGAGGCCGAGUUCAUAGGUGUGUUGGCAACUAUGACCAGAAAAAGAACAUUUUCAAAUGUGUUUCUGUCAGACCGGCAUCUGUUUCUGAACAAAAAACUUUCCAGGCAUUUGUCAAAAUUGCAGAUGUUGAGAUGCAGUAUUAUGUUAAUGUAAUGAAUGAAACUUAAGUAGGGAUAUAAGGAAGUUUAAAUAGCAUAAGUUAUAGCAGUUUUCUGUUAUUGCUUAAUUUACCAUCUCCAUAGUUUUAUAGCUACUGUUUUCCUAUAUUUCACUUGUUGAAUUAAAGUAUUUGAAUCCUUUUAAGUGUGGA
Cebus imitator (Panamanian white-faced capuchin) is the source of this 1299-nucleotide messenger RNA. RefSeq names its product spermatogenesis associated 22 (gene SPATA22). The coding region runs from base 65 to 1156 and encodes 363 amino acids. Gene Ontology annotation, biological process: regulation of meiotic cell cycle; gamete generation; homologous chromosome pairing at meiosis. The record is from RefSeq and is a predicted model, not a curated record. NCBI's taxonomy places the organism in Eukaryota, Metazoa, Chordata, Mammalia, Primates, Cebidae. The transcript has 8 exons.